AUGACAUUCACCUACAUCAUCCACGAGAACAAAAACAAUGACCAGAACCAGACACAAAGAAAACCUCUGCUGGUCAUACAAUGUCCCGGCUGGGGCAUCGGCGCGCGCUACCUCCGGGAAGGCCUCUCGCCGCUACUCGAAGAGCACUACACACUCCUCUACUUCAUUCCCCGAGGCACGGCCGGCUCGUCGCGUCCUCCGGGGGGCGAGUCCGACAUGGGCACAUGGGCCAUGGCCGACGAUCUGGAGCUGCUGCGGCGGCAUCUGAAGAUUGCAAAAUUCCCUGCCCUCCUGGGCCACUCCAACGGCGGGGCCAUAGCGCUCGCUUACGCGGAGAAGUUCCCCGAUAGUGUCGACAGGCUCGUCCUGCUGUGCCAUCGUCUUGUCGGCCUUACGCCGGAUACGUCGCUGAUGCAGCGCAGCAAGGACGAUGCGCGGUACCGCGCUGCGUUCGUCAAGAAGCAGGCGAAGUCAAAGUCGCAGGCGAAAACGACAGCAGAAACAGAAUCGGACGAGCAAGCAACGCAGUACUGGAAAGACAUCCUGCCGUUAUACUUCUUCGAUCCGGACAGCGGCGUGCCCCAACUCCUUCGCGCCAUGGGCAAAGACCUCGUCUCCGCAUGGUGCCAGCACGCCCAGGGCACCUGUGACGCAGAGCAGCUGUAUCGUCCCACAAGGCCCAUGGUCCAGAAGCUCAAGGACGUCCGGGCCAAGACGCUCAUCAUCGCCGGGAAGUACGACAUGAUCUGCGCCGUUGACAAUGGUCAGCAGACGCAGCGCGGUAUUCCGCAUGGGGCGGAGCUGAAGGUCUACGAUCGCUGUGGGCAUUUUCCCUGGAUUGAGCGGCCGGAGAAGACGGAGGAGGAUAUUGUGGGUUUCUUGUCGAGUUGA
Molecule: messenger RNA, 891 nt
Organism: Rasamsonia emersonii CBS 393.64
Lineage: Eukaryota; Fungi; Ascomycota; Eurotiomycetes; Eurotiales; Trichocomaceae
Product: Alpha/beta hydrolase fold family protein
Exons: 1
Coding region: 1-891 (296 amino acids)
Source: RefSeq, a predicted model, not a curated record